Messenger RNA from Eucalyptus grandis, 1410 nucleotides. Its product is annotated as heat shock factor protein HSF30-like. Gene Ontology annotation, biological process: regulation of transcription by RNA polymerase II. Gene Ontology annotation, cellular component: nucleus. The transcript has 2 exons. The record is from RefSeq and is a predicted model, not a curated record. The coding region runs from base 1 to 864 and encodes 287 amino acids. NCBI's taxonomy places the organism in Eukaryota, Viridiplantae, Streptophyta, Magnoliopsida, Myrtales, Myrtaceae. Gene Ontology annotation, molecular function: RNA polymerase II cis-regulatory region sequence-specific DNA binding; DNA-binding transcription factor activity.
AUGAAGGAUGCGAAGAAAAGGCAGUGCUGGGGUGAGAAUUCGUCCCGUGAAAGAAGCUUUGAGCAAAGAGAGCUUUUUGCACCGCAUCUAGGAUUUAGGAAGGUGGAUCCAGACAGAUGGGAAUUCGCGAAUGAAGGUUUCUUGGGAGGGCAGAAGCAUCUGCUCAAGACCAUCAAGAGGAGGAGGAACGUCCCGCAGAAUCAGCAGCAGCAGCAUGGAGCCACGGCCUGCGUCGAAUUGGGACAGUUUGGAUUGGAAGGCGAGCUCGAGAGGUUGACACGGGACCGCAACUUGUUGAUGUCUGAAAUCGCGAAGCUGAAGCAGCAGCAACAGCACUCGAGGGAGCUGAUUGCAGCAAUGGAAGAUAGGUUGCAGAGAACAGAGAAUAAGCAGCAGCAGAUGCUGACUUUCCUCGCCAAAGGGCUCAGUAACCCAUCUUUCGUUCAGAACUUGGCACAAAGAAAGGAAUUGCAAAGUCUCGGCAUCGGAAAGAAGCGGAGAUUGACUGCUAGCCCGAGCUUGGAGAAUUUGCAAGCAGACCAAGAUCUAGAAGAGCUGGGGCCGAUUGAAUCCGAUAUGGAGACACUUCUCUAUGGUGCCUUGGAGAAUGAAUCAAGCAUCGACAUUGAAGACCCACUUGGAAGUUCGAUGCCAGGGACCAACGGUGAUGAGCUGGAUUCUGUGAACGAGACGAUCUGGGAGGAACUAUUGAAUGAGGACGCAAUUCCGGAGGAAGAGUGGCCACUCGGCGACGAAUCGGAUUUCGAGGUGGAUGUGGAGGAUUUGGUCGAGAACCCUCCGGAUUGGGGAGAGGACUUGAAUGAGCUGGCGGACCAAAUAGGUUAUCUCAGAUCGAAGCCAUGAUCGAUGUCACUGAACUAGUCCUCCUCUGCAACACCAUUCCUGACUAUAAUGAAGAUUUGUGGUAGGUCAAAUAAAUCCAUGUCCUUUAUAAGUGUGUUAUUAAAUAUGUGUGUGCGUGCUAGUCUGGCUUGUCAUCUAAUAGGAGAGUGUUGAGCAGGAGGGAAUGGUUGAAGUUGCAGAGGGGCCAAAUCAAAUGUUGCUUGAAUGCUUUGCUGGUUUCUCUGUAUCCUUGAUAAUUUUUUGAUUUGUCUAGCAUUCUGAUGGUAAAUGGUACUUGCUUUAGGUGGGUUACUUCUGAAUUUGUUCUUGCUGCUUUUGAUUUUCUUCUUCUUUCGAUUCAUUUUUGCAGGCGAACUCAGUUAAAAGACUCGUUGAAGCCACCAAAUUUACACGCCCAGAUCAUGGUCCCUCCAAUUUGUUUCAUUCAUCCCACCAAAUCUUAGAUGUAUAGAUUUGUUUGUUCAUGUAAAUUUUGGUUGAUUGAACCAGUAGAUUCAUGUUAAAAAAGUGGCCGUUCUAUAUAUAUAUUAAUUUGAAUUUCUGGCC